Molecule: messenger RNA, 936 nt
Organism: Nerophis lumbriciformis (worm pipefish)
Lineage: Eukaryota; Metazoa; Chordata; Actinopteri; Syngnathiformes; Syngnathidae
Source: RefSeq, a predicted model, not a curated record
AUGCCUUUGCUCAUUCAGAAUGUUAGCUUGGAGCGUGUAACAUCGACUGCAGAACUCUUCGCCAAAUAUCCACAUUUACAGGAGAAUGCAAAAGCCUUUCGCUCUCAGCCUCUCACAGAUGUUGACCCCAAGUGCCUCCUGUAUGUCCAACAGAGAGAGUUUGCUGUAACGACACCAGCUGAUAAUAGUGUUUCAGUGAUUGGAUCUGAGGAUGCUACCACCUGCCAUUUGGUUGUGCUACGGCAUACAGGAAGUGGAGCUGCUUGUCUUGCGCACUGCGAUGGUUCCAACACUUGUGCCGAAGUCUCACUAUUUAUCAAAUCAGUCACAUCUCUGAGUAGCUGUUGCAAUGAUGGCAGUAGACUUGAACUCCAUCUUGUUGGUGGAUUUAAUGACGAAGCAAUGACCUCCCAUGAACUCAGCCUUAAUAUACUGGGAGCCUUCCAUCAACUUAAAGAUGAUAUCCAUCUGGAAACCUGUUGCAUCACAGAAAUGAAUGAUGUAGUCAUCAAUGCUGUUCAUAGACCUGCAGUUUAUGGAGUUGGUGUAAAUGUUAAAACUGGCAAAGUAUACCCCGCUGCUUUUCCUUGUAAAGGACCAGCUGAGGAUCUACGGUCAGCACGCACCUUCACAGGGGGUCAGAUGGUUGACAUUUACGACUUUAGUCGGGAACUUGUACAAGUUGGACCUUGCAAGUGGUCUCCCAAUAUGGAAAUUGCCUUUUGGUUGGCGCAGGAUGAUGCCAUCAUUUUAAAGUACUUGUCUACAUCGCCAAAUGCUGAACCACCACACUUUGUCCGCCACAUCAAAUCCACCAUCCAGUUCCUCCUAAAGCACCCAAACGCUGACGAUCUCUUCCCUGGGGGUCAGCCACAGCUCUACCACAGGACUGAAAGUGGUGAUUGGGACAGGGUUACCAUUCAAGUUGAAUCUUGA